Episyrphus balteatus (marmalade hoverfly) is the source of this 2011-nucleotide messenger RNA. RefSeq lists its product as uncharacterized. The record is from RefSeq and is a predicted model, not a curated record. Gene Ontology annotation, molecular function: serine-type endopeptidase inhibitor activity. The coding region runs from base 110 to 1915 and encodes 601 amino acids. The transcript is spliced from 4 exons. Lineage: Eukaryota; Metazoa; Arthropoda; Insecta; Diptera; Syrphidae.
UCUGCUUGGACUUGGACUUGAAGUUUUAUAAUUUCAUAAAAUUCUUUUACCAGAUUGCGAUUGAGGCAUUCGUUGUUGUGGUUUCAUUCUGCGCGCAUCGAAAAAAAAAAUGGAAAUUUUAGCAACAUUCACAUUACUAGCAAUUUCAAUUGCCGUAACCUUUUCGUUACCAACUGAUUCAAGUAACCAAAAUGAUUUAAAAUCAGACCUCAAAUAUGCCAGCCGGUUAUCACAAAUGAUUGCAACUAACCUACUAAAGGAUAGCAUGGAAAUCGAUGGAAACAAUGUUUACUCUCCAGUUGGUGUUGCCACAAUACUAGGAGUUUUAGGAGAAGCUGCCGAGGGUGAAACAUACAAUGAGUUUUUCCAUGCACUUAAAGCACCUUCUUCAAAGUUGGCUUUACGACAAUCGUUUAAAAAUAUUUUGAGCAGUUUCCAAACUCCAAAUUCGCCAUCUUUCAAAGCAUGGUUUUAUAUCUAUCGCAACUAUACAGCUCGUGAAGAAUUCAAGCAGAUACUUACCAAUUAUUACUGUGUCGAUGUAAAGGAUAUAAACCGCAGCGAGUAUAACUGGGAUGAACCAAAUACUUCAAUUGACUCCUCAUCAGAGUCUUCCAGCACAAGUAAUAGCAAAGAUAUUGUCGGUUUCGAAACUCUAAAGACAUUAAAUAACAAUGAAGAAGAGGAAAAGGGUGCUGCUAUUACUGAUGUUGAGCCUGUCAAAGAAGCAUCGAAAUUUGAUAAAUUCGUCGAUGAUAAGCAAUAUGUUGAAGCACCAUUAAUUAGAGAAGAAAUAGCCCGUGAAAAAUUGCAACAAAAGAUUGAAGGGGAAGAAAUUAUAAACAUGCUUGCUGCAGAUGAGCCAACUAAAAAUAAUAUUAACGAGGACCUCAAUAACAUACAAGAAAAUGAAACAGUUCAAGAUGAAGAGAAAAUUGAAGCGAUUCGAAAAAAUCUCGCAGAGUUGAAUGAGAAUCAAUCAGGAACACAACAACUAAUCGAAGAAGAAUCCAAUGAACCGCAAAAAGUAACAAUACCACUACAAAAAUUGGAAGAUGGUGGCGCCGAAAUAAUGCAAGCUCUUGAAUCCCAUUUCACUUCAAGAAGACUCAGUGGAGCACGAAGCCUUUUCGGAAAGGAUGACAUUGCAUCAGCACUUAGUGCCAAUUCUAUAAAUGGCAGGGAUGCGGGUUCGAGGACAAAAAUGUUACUUUUCAAUGGAUUGUACUAUCGCGGUAAUUGGGCUUAUCCGUUCCAGGAGUUGCGUUCCAGUCCAAAUGGUAUGUUCCAUGUGACAUCGGACCAAACUCUUAGCAUUCCAAUUAUGCAUGCACGUGGAAAGUAUCUUGUUGCAGAUUUGGAGGCACAAAAUGCAUGUGCUGUUUCUUUUCCCUAUGAAAAUAAACGUUACUCAUUGCUGGUGGUGAUACCAAAAGACAUUGAGGGACUUCAUAACUUACUUGAGAACUUAAAUUCAGAUAUAUUUAGCCAAUUUAAAAAUCUUUCUAAAGAAAGAGAUGUAUACGUUAGUAUUCCCAAGUUCCAAAUCGAAGAAACAUCACGAUCUGAAUCCAUGCUCAAAACAAUGGGAUUGCAGAAAAUUUUCAAUCGAGGUGCGGCAGAUUUGAGCUUACUUUCUGAAGAUCCUGAUCUACAUGUUGACGAGAUUGUUCAGUUUGUAAGUGUCCGAGUGGAUGAAGGAGGAAGUGUACAAAAUGGACUUUCGGUUAGUAGCAAUGUUGGCAGGACAUUAUUAAAUGAAGAUGCAGAACAGAAAAUUGAAAUCAACCGACCAUUUUUGUACUUUGUUUUGGACAAUGAAGAAGAUUUUGUAAUUGUCUCAGGAAAAAUAUCGGUUCCACAAUUUAAAGUUGAUUUAGGUGUUGACAUAAAUGUUGAGUAUAUUCAAUCUUAAUUAUUUGGAAAUUUAUGAAAUGAUAAAGUCGAAUUGCUUUAAAAGGCAAUAUAACCUAAGACUGGAAUAAUUUUUAAACUAUCUAAGAUCUUUGUA